AUGUCGGAGCACGCCAAGGAGGUGCCAGCAUCGCAUGACUUGGAGAAGAUCAGGAGCGGCGUGCGAUUCUUGAGCCAUCCUGACGUCCAGGCAACACCUCUUUCCGAGCGCUUGGCAUUCUUGGAGAAAAAAGGCUUGUCCAGGGCAGAGAUUAACGCUGCAAUAGAGCAGCACCACCAAGCGACCCCCCUCGCGGCACCCGGACCACCCCAGUCCAUGCUGUCCUUCGCGUGGUCCUUCUUAUUCCCAGUGAUAAGUACGGCCACGUUGAUGGGUGUUCUGUGGAGGUUCCUGCGCAACGACGACGUGUCAAGUGAUGGCAGCGACGCCGUGGUACCCCAACCAGCCAAAUCGCCACUGGAGCUUGCUCUGGAAGCUCAGACGGACGAACUUCGCAAAGUUGUCCAGCUCCUCCAAGACGAGACCAAGUCUCGUCGGGUGCAGUCUGUCGAACAAAUCGAGCACGCGCGUGAGAUUGCGAAACUCCAAGCUGAAAUCGCAGCCUUGAAGGUGAAGCUAAGUCACUUGGACGACACCAAGGAGGUCUCGCAGGGGGGUGCGAGCAAUGCUGCCCAAACGACAGCGACCUCAACCGAUAUCACGUCACGUGAUGCGCAUGAUAGCGCCACCGAAUUCCACGAGCAGGUUCAAAAGCUGCUGGACGCCUUGGACCUUGUCGCGCGCGACAAUUCCACCGAUGUUAUCAAGCAAGCUGGAGCGGUGCUGCUCAUGUACACGAAGAAUUUGGUCGAGCAUCCUGAAGUCCCUCGCUACCGCCGCAUUGCGACUGGAAAUGCGAAUUUCAAGCAAAAGAUCGAGCGGCUUGUGCAUUACGACGUCCUGCUCACGAGCAUUGGGUUUGAGAAAGCAGGCAUGAACUUUGAGUGGAAGUGGCACGCGGCGCCUGCCUUGGACAAGUUUGUCGACAUUUUGAAAGCUGCAAGCCAUGCGUUCGAGAAUGCCAUGUCACCGACGCCAUCGUCCGAUUCGUUGGCCGAGUGUGCGCGCCGACAGCUGCUCAAUAGUGUCCAGCCAAGCGGUCCACAGCCCCCGUCCCCAGUCGUGCAAGACUCCACUACAGACUCUCCCCCGAGCAACUUGGCGACAUUUCUCAACAAGUUGAAGGGCCAGGACGAAUGUACGAGCGCACGGACGGCACAGCCAGAACCAACGUACCCCGCGUCGUUCACGGAGGUUGUGAACUUGAUCAAGAAGGGAGACCCGUAA
This is a messenger RNA of Aphanomyces invadans, 1227 nucleotides long. RefSeq lists its product as hypothetical. Gene Ontology annotation, cellular component: peroxisomal membrane; peroxisomal importomer complex. Gene Ontology annotation, molecular function: signaling receptor binding. The coding region runs from base 1 to 1227 and encodes 408 amino acids. The transcript has 6 exons. The record is from RefSeq and is a predicted model, not a curated record. Gene Ontology annotation, biological process: protein import into peroxisome matrix, docking. NCBI's taxonomy places the organism in Eukaryota, Oomycota, Saprolegniomycetes, Saprolegniales, Verrucalvaceae.